Molecule: messenger RNA, 1596 nt
Organism: Phalaenopsis equestris
Lineage: Eukaryota; Viridiplantae; Streptophyta; Magnoliopsida; Asparagales; Orchidaceae
Exons: 4
Coding region: 289-1242 (317 amino acids)
Biological process (GO): response to desiccation
Cellular component (GO): cytosol
Source: RefSeq, a predicted model, not a curated record
GCCUGAAGAGCUUCCACGUGCGCGCAAAGAUUGCUGCAUUGAAAAACAAUUUUCGCUUGUCGGUAGUCCCAUACGCCUGAGACUCCCAGCUCUUACCGUCAUAACUGCCAUUAAAAGCGGAUUUUGGAUCUCUCCGUCCUCCUAGUUCGGUAGUUCCAUCUGUUCGGUGACACUUCUCGGUCCUAGAACUAAAACUCGGGGAAGAUGAUUGAAACUAUUAGAGAAAUAAAUGGGCUGUACUAAUAUGAUGGAACUGAUUCUGCAAAUAAAACAACUUCUGAAUUAGCUAUGGCGUCAUCUGACAAUCCAGAAGUUGUUGAGAGAGUGGUUAAGGAGGAGAAGAAGAACAAGGAUGAAGAGAAUAAUGAUGAGAAGGGUGGCUUCCUUGAUAAGGUUAAAGAUUUCAUUCAGGACAUUGGUGAGAAGAUUGAAGGGGCAAUAGGGUUUGGAAAGCCAACAGCAGAUGUGGUUAGGGUUCACAUUCCUUCCAUCAAUUUGCAUAAGAUAGAAAUUGUAGUGGAUGUGCUAAUUUCAAACCCAAAUCCUAUUCCCAUUCCGCUAAUAGACAUUGACUACUUAAUAGAAAGUGAUGGGAGGAAGCUUGUGUCUGGAUUGAUUCCUGAUGCAGGAACUAUCCAUGCGCAUGGCUCAGAGACUGUGAAAAUACCAGUGGUAUUGAUCUAUGACGAUAUCAAAAGUACUUAUGAUGAUAUCAAGCCUGGAAGUAUCAUUCCGUAUCUGAUCAAGGUUGGUCUUAUUGUAGAUGUACCCAUCUUUGGAAGACUUACUCUUCCUCUGGAAAAGAAAGGCGAGAUUCCUGUGCCUUACAAGCCUGAUGUUGAUGUCGAGAAGAUACACUUUGAGAAAUUCUCCUUUGAAGAAACUAUUGCAACUCUACACUUGAAAUUAGAGAACAAGAAUGACUUUGAGCUGGCACUAAAUAAGCUUGACUACGAAAUUUUGCUAUCUGAUGUGAGCAUCGGAAGUGCCGAGCUUACUGACUCCACAAAAGUUGAUAAAAAUGGAAUUAGUAAGAUGAAGAUUCCAAUAAAUUUCAGGCCAAAGGAUUUUGGAUCUGCCCUAUGGGACAUGAUAAGGGGAAGAGGUACAACUUAUUCAAUAAAAGGGAAUAUUGAUGUAGAUACUCCUUUUGGAUCAAUGAAGUUACCCAUUAGUAAGGAGGGUGGAAGGACUCGCCUCAAAAAAGGAGAUGAUGAUGAUGAUGAUGAUGAUGAGGACUAAAGAGAGUUGCUGCACAGCGGGUAAAAACUAUUGCUGCCUUUGGCCCGUCUGCUUAUGAAGGCUUUGAGCUCUUAGCAUGCUGCUUUAGAGGUUAUCCUUGUUUUCCUAAAGAUUUUUAAAAUGCGAUGUCAGUUUGUGCGAUUUGAUGAUGAUAAACUCUAAUGAGGUACGGCUACUUAAUAUGUAUUUAUGAAGAUUGCUUUUUUACUUCUUCUUGUGGACCACUGUUUGUUUCAUCAAUAAGCUGCUUGGGCUGGCUUAAUUGUAGGCGUGAUGUAAUUCUUUCUCCAGAUGCAAUAUCACGAAUAUUUCUUUUGAUAGGUUAGGGCCGGGAUCCUUAGAAAUGUCCCUCUA